GAGCUCAUCCAGCCCGAGCUCCCCACCGCAUACAACUCACCCAACGCGCAUAGAGGGAUGGCCGAGCUGAAGGAUCCGUUACCACCUGUGCAGGAGCUGGGAGCGACAAGUGGCCCGCUGAAGAGCGCUGCGUACUUUAUUGGCGAUAGGUGUAAGGAGUUUAAUGAGGACUUCAUGCUCUGCAAGAAUGAGAGUCGCGCACCCGAGCAUUGUUUACAAGAAGGGCGCAAGGUCACCCGCUGCGCACAGGAAGUGCUCACCAACCUCCGUGCGGCCUGUGCAGCCGAGUUCGAGACCCAUUGGCAGUGCUUAGAGCAGAACAACCAUUACUACUACAAGUGCCGGAGGGAAGAGCGUCCUCUCAACACUUGCGCUUUCACCAAGAUUGGGUACAAGAAGGAGAUCCCUGGCACAACGGAAGGGCAGACCCCGAUCCACGAGGUGAAGAUGCCGUACUACAGGCCGCAGCAGAAAUAGAGUGUCAUCGAUUGUUGCGUUACGGAAAGAAACCGGCAUGUUGAGGAAAGGAGGUGGCCAAAAAGAGGAUCAUGCAAGGGGUGCUUGCAUACAUCAAUUGAGCGAUGACGACGUUGGUCAGGGGUCGAACGCGGGGGAAUGUAAUCCUAUUU
Dacryopinax primogenitus is the source of this 629-nucleotide messenger RNA. RefSeq lists its product as uncharacterized. The transcript is spliced from 5 exons. Bases 58 to 477 code for a protein of 139 amino acids. The record is from RefSeq and is a predicted model, not a curated record. Gene Ontology annotation, biological process: mitochondrial electron transport, NADH to ubiquinone. NCBI's taxonomy places the organism in Eukaryota, Fungi, Basidiomycota, Dacrymycetes, Dacrymycetales, Dacrymycetaceae.